Messenger RNA from Colletotrichum phormii, 564 nucleotides. RefSeq lists its product as uncharacterized. NCBI's taxonomy places the organism in Eukaryota, Fungi, Ascomycota, Sordariomycetes, Glomerellales, Glomerellaceae. The record is from RefSeq and is a predicted model, not a curated record. Bases 1 to 564 code for a protein of 187 amino acids. The transcript has 3 exons.
AUGGUGGCAUCGACAUUGGCGGGCAGUUCCCUCUACGAGAGGCGCGUUGUCGAACGCGUCCACCGCUAUCAAUGGCCCGGCGUCCAGCUCAACCUCUGGAUCCUCGUCAUGCUCGUGGCCGCCUGCCUCAUCAUCGGUGUUUUUGCGUCCUUUAUCGAGACGCAGCAGCAGCUGCUUCUGCCCAUUCCCUGGUACUUUCCCUACUACAUCACCGUCGCAUCCCUCGUCAUCCUCUUCAUCGGCCUCCUCCUCUGGCUAGUCUUCCAGCGUCGUCUCCUCCCGGCCAUUGUCAUGAUCGGCGCCUUUAUUCUCUUCAUACUAUGGUUCGUCGGCCUUGUUGUCGUGAGUAUUCAGCUCUGGGGCCCCGACGGGUCCGUCUCGAGCACGUGCAACCUCGCCGUGUUUAAUCGGAGCCCGACGGGGCAGAGUCUGGAUACCCUCGCGUGGCUGGAACAGAAGAGCAUAUGCCAGGCAUGGCAGGCGGUGUUUUCGUUUGCGCUUGUCGGUGCCAUCUUCCUGCUUUGGAUCAUGGUCAUGGCCUACCAAGUGUUUGCCAACUCGUGA